Misgurnus anguillicaudatus (oriental weatherfish) is the source of this 1030-nucleotide messenger RNA. It is a transcript of the gene nrn1lb, whose product is annotated as neuritin 1-like b. Gene Ontology annotation, cellular component: plasma membrane. The record is from RefSeq and is a predicted model, not a curated record. Gene Ontology annotation, biological process: neuron projection extension; nervous system development. Lineage: Eukaryota; Metazoa; Chordata; Actinopteri; Cypriniformes; Cobitidae.
GAGAGAGAGAGAGAGAGAGAGAGAGAUGAAACUAAUGGCUUUAUAUAAGAGUGGUCCUAAUCCAUCAUUAUUCUCCUAUCCCUGUAGAUUUAUGCAAUGGCAUAAUCCAAGCCUGUCAAUCACAGAGGGUUGCACACUGUCUAUAUUUAGAAAGUACCAUGUUGGAAUUAAAUGCCAGUAAUUCUUGUUUUUUUUUCUUAUCUGUUUUGGAUAUGUGUGUAUGAGAUGAGAGGGGCAGAGAGAGUGAGUGAGAGACAUUUUAGGACAGACAAGCACAUUGUCACAGGAGGUAUGUUCUGUGCUGCCAUAAUUGAUCUUUAAUCCUCCUCCCUUAGUAAUCAAAUGUUACGAGCCCCUUUAUCUAUCAGACAAACUGGGUCCAAAGCUGCAGUUUUUCUCCAGAACAGAAAGGGUUGAUGGGAUCUCUAGAAUGUUUGGAUGAUUGAUACAUGACUGUUUGUUAAAGCCUGUAACAUUGAGGUGCUUGUCUGUGUGUGGCCUUCAGUUCAUAUUUCUGGUUUGUUCAGCGGAAUGCAUCUGCUGCUGUUUAUUUCAUUCUGCCUCAGUCUCUGCUCCUCUGUGCUGAGUGCAGCAGUAGAACCUCCAUGUAGCGUUGUAUACAGGGGCUUUGCCGAUUGCCUGGUUACUCUGGGUGACAGUGUGAGCUCGAAGACUGAUAACUCACAAGACAUCAACUCUAUUUGCAAGUCAUGGGAUGCUUUCCAGGUGUGUGUGAGUGAUGUGCUCUCAGGUUGCCGUGGUGAUGCAGCAAAGAUUUGGGAAUCUUUAAGAGCAGAGUCUCGGAAAACAGCAUUUGCUGGGAAUCUCUAUGACAUGUGCGCUAGACGUACAGAGGCUGUCACCGCAACCACUCCUCAGGGUCUUCCCAGCACUGAUCAAACCAAUCAGGAGUCACUCAAAGGAUUUGCUCAUUCUGGCAAGCACUCGCCGAGCACAGAGCUGCUGCUAACAUGCUUCACUCUUCUCCUGCUGCUUUCAUUAAACUGGACUGAUGCUAUUGUCCAAUGAU